CCGUGACCAAGCGGAUAGACACAGAAUAAUGGAUGACUUAAAGAUAUGACUGAAAUAAAACUAUAUUUCAUUUUUUCGCGGUAUGAAAUGAAUUUAUUGGCAAGAAAGUGCAUCCUUGUUUAAAUUUGUGCACACAAACAAGUAGGAAAAUAUAAUCUAGUGAACGGAUUUAAUCAAACGAAAAGUUUACAUUAUUAGGGGGCGUAUCAUCACUGGUUACAUGUAACAUUUCAUAAACUAGUGUGAAAUAUCAGUGCAAACUUCAUGUAAUAUCAAAGCUUUUAUCUCAUCGGAAGCUACUAUUCUAAAUAUUGUCUAUACUAUGUGAAUUGUAAAGUUAUUUGGUUAUCUUUUAAGUAACAUUAACGCGUGUAUUGUUUCGGAUUUAUUUAUUAGUCAGAUUGAUACUGUACAUGUACGACAGUUAACCGAGGUGAUAGUCUCAGUUACUUUAAUGACUUGACAGUGAAGAAUUAACAUUAAAUAUGACUAGAUCUAUAUGGAGAUAACUUAUCUUUAAAGGUAUUCCAGGCAAACAUAAGCCCUAUUAUGAGUGCCAAAAGGCGUGGAAAUGACACCGGAAGUGUGCCCGGUGGUGGAUCAAAGAUACAGAACGUGAAGCUCGUGCUUCUAGGAGACCAGGGGGUGGGGAAAUCAAGUAUUGCUCUGAGAUUUGUACGAGGCGAAUUUACCGAAAAUUCUGAAGCAACUAUUGGUGCUGCAUUUUUAACACAGACAGUAAAUGUUUCAAACGUGUCUAUAAAGUUUGAUAUCUGGGAUACGGCGGGGCAGGAACGAUAUCACAGUCUGGCUCCGAUGUAUUAUCGCGGAGCACAAGCAGCCGUUGUUGUGUAUGAUAUAACGAACACGAAAACUUUCCAAAGAGCAAUAAAUUGGAUAAAAGAGUUAAAGCAGCAGGCGAAUUCUCAGAUUAUAAUGGUUUUGGCGGGAAAUAAGGCAGAUAUGGCGUCCGAAAAGCGUGCUAUCUCGCGAGAUGAAGCACAAGCGUUUGCGGAGGAGAAUAAUCUGAUCUUUACAGAGUCGUCUGCUAAAACUGGAAUGUGUGUCGGCGACAUCUUUAUGGCGGUCGCCCAAAGGUUAGCACAACUAAGGCCUCAAGCGGUGGAACCGGAAGGGAAGGGUAUGAAACUGGGCAAGGAUUCUGGGAAGAAAAAGGAGGGCGGGUGUUGCUGACAGAAAAUACGAGAAGAGAACUCGAUCAUACACUGAACAAACUUGUGAUAAUAAUUAUGUUUCCUUUCGAGACAAUUUUUGUUGUGCUGCAUUAUAUUUUUGCAAACUGCUAUGUGUGGACAUCGCAUUUUGGUGUUGUUUGUUUUUCAGAGAUUUUUUUUAUAUUAGGAAUGAAUGAAGAACGAGAACGUGAAUUUUAAAUGUAUAGAAAUGUAUGUUUAUCGAUCGAGAUUUUGCCAUUAAUGUGAAUUUGCGACGAAACUUAAUUUUCUGUUCAAGACUCAAUGAUAGAAACGUAUGUUUGAUCAUUUUUGCCAUGCACAGCGUUGCAAUAGGUUUUAAAAAAGACUUGUUUUCCUCAUGAGGUGAAGUACUUAACCUUCGAAUGAAAAUUAAAAAAAAAGUUAAUAGUCAGUAUUGCAUUUGAGAAGUAAUUUUAAGAUAUAUCCGUUUAACUGUAUAGACGGAUUUACACACGGCAAGUUCCUUAACAACUGAUAUAUAAUUUCGCGCAUGCGCAAUCUACGUUGGGCAAAAAAAAACGAAACAGAAAACAAGGACAAUCGUUUUUUAAAACCUUAGUUAAAUUUACUGGUAUAAUUAUACAAUGAACAAAAUACACUCAGUUCCAAAAGAAAGUGUGCACUUAGUUUUCUGUUAUUUUUUCUCGGUUAUUUUCAUGAAAACUUAUAAUGUUUGGUACCAAAAUUUAAAUCAGUUCGUUAACAAAUUGGUGUGCAUUAUAGAUUUUGAGUUAUACCUGAGAGUUAGUGUAUGAAAAAAUGAAACAAAAACGUCGGGAAAUUUUUUGAAAUAUUUAAACUUAAAAAGUGCACACUUUCAUUUGGAACUGAGUCUCAUAACUGAUUCUUAUCCUUAAUAUAAAUCGUUGUGUAUCUUCCUUUUUAUUUUACUUAUAAAUUCAAAUAUUAUUUAUCAUUUUAAUUAAGGGAACGAUUACGUGGCUAUUUUUACAUAUAAUUAAUGUUGCUCAUGUUGAUUUUGUUUCAACAUGUUAUUUUUAUAGCAACCAUUGCAAAAGUAUAAUGUAUAAGGUAACGCGCCUUUAUUACCUUGUACUUAUUAAAUACUUAUCAUUAGAAUACUCUAGAAAGAUGCGUCUGGCACCAUUCAUCUCAGAGUAUUCUUUGAUGUGAAAGUCUUAAAAUUAUGUGAAUAUAUGUGAUGUAAAUUGUAACGUAAAGGUAAUAUGCGCAUUGAAUAUCUCACAGUUUGUAUUUUAUCAUGAGUUUUUCUUGCGUUCAAGCGAUGAUGUAAAUGUGAGCGAACAUACAGGCAGUAAUAUAUUUCUUCGUAACAAGGAAUAGUGGAAUAGUAUAAAACUACACUUUUCCUUAGGAUAUUGUCGUUAUGAUACUGGUCCAUGAUGCGCCAGUCGUUAAGGCAUUUUUGUUCCUUUAUGUGAUUUCGUUGUCCAUUUAUUUUCUUAAUAUUAUAAGUAAAUGUUUAAAAGAAUACGUUUUGUUUCAUGCUGGAGUGACGCAAUGGAGAGGAGACCUUUGAUUAUAACAUUUUUGUACUUGACUAUAGUGACAAAUAACAACAUACGGUAUAUAUGUAAUCAGAUCACUGCAUUAUGUAUGACAUGAUUUCAAUAUGAAAAGAAAUCUGCAAGUUUA
Molecule: messenger RNA, 2834 nt
Organism: Mercenaria mercenaria
Lineage: Eukaryota; Metazoa; Mollusca; Bivalvia; Venerida; Veneridae
Product: ras-related protein Rab-5C-like
Exons: 6
Coding region: 550-1194 (214 amino acids)
Molecular function (GO): GTP binding; GTPase activity
Source: RefSeq, a predicted model, not a curated record